CUCAAUUACGCUAGGUUUCCCCAACAUCCCAGGCCCGAUCCUGAGAAUUCCCUCUCUAGAACUGGUGCUGGUGCAGGGACAUAGUCGCCAUGCACACACUAUUCCCUCUGAUCACCGGGUUAUCCGUCGCCGGCUUCGCAGUUGCUUUUCAAGAACAGACCGGCAAGACAAAGAGUUGCUUCUGGAGUCCAUUAGUCGCAGAAGAUCAGCUCAUAUGUGCCGCGCCGCUGUCGAAGCAACGGCCACGUACAGUCCUGAAUGUCAAAACCCCAGAACUCUGGGAUCACAGGUCCGGCGAGCGAUAUGAACCACCUCGAGAAUACACUGUCCCACCACCCUGGCAGGGUCCAGAACACUGCCACAUAGAGUUUUGCAUAUUCUCCAACCCAGACGCCGGCGAGGGUAUGUCCCUCGUCACCACGUCUCGCAGCGCUUUCGUCGUCGCCACGUCCGAAAUGCCCCUGAGCACAGGCCUCGAGGCCGGCGCCUUCUACGAGACCGAAAUCGCCGGCAAGGGCAGCGGGUUGAUCGCAAACCGGACGAUCCGGAAGGGCGAGAUCAUCAUGGAGCGGCCACCGGCCCUGCUGAUCCAGUCGGUCCCGCACGCCGACCUCAGCCCGGAGGUGCGCUCCGACGUCUACCAGGCCGCCGUCGACCGGCUGCCCGAACCGGCCCGCGCCCGGUUCCUGCGCCAGGUGGGCAGCAACAUCUACGACAAGAUCGACCGCAACUCCUUCCGCAUCUUUGUCGACGGCGACAGGAAGCAUUCGGCCCACCUGGGCGUCUUUCCCGAAGUCAGCAAGUUCAACCACGACUGCCGACCUAACGUACACUACCGCCUCAGCGGGCUCAAGCACACCACCGUCGCAGUGCGCGACAUCCCUGCCGGCGAAGAGCUGACCAUCUCCUACAUCUACACCGGCAUCGCGCGCUCCAAACGGCUCAGCCAGCUCGACCAGUGGGGCUUCGCGUGCUCGUGCCAGCAGUGCACACUAAACACCACCGAAUCCGGCGCGUCCGACAACCGGAUCCGGCAGAUCAAGGACCUGGAGGCCGAGAUCGAGGAGCUGAUGAGCCAGAAGCGGCGCGGGGUCGGGUUGCGGCCCGAGAUGGGCGGGAAGCUGGUGCAGCUGUAUCGCGAGGAGAGGUUGGAUGCGUAUCUGGCGCCGGCGUAUACCAGGGCGGCGCUGAUUUAUGCCAUGUUUGCGGAUGAGGACAGGGCGAGGGAGUAUGCGGCCGAGGCGGUGGCUGCGUUGGAGAGGGAGACGGGGCCGCGUGCGAAGGAUGGGGAGUCGAUGAGACGGUUGGCCGAGGCGCCGAGGGGGCAUUGGGCUUGGGGGGUCAAGGUUAGGAAGGGGAGGGGUGGUGGGGGGAAGAAUAAGACGGAGGGGGGUAAAGCGGAGGGGAAGGGGAAAUAG
Molecule: messenger RNA, 1418 nt
Organism: Chaetomium fimeti
Lineage: Eukaryota; Fungi; Ascomycota; Sordariomycetes; Sordariales; Chaetomiaceae
Exons: 2
Coding region: 90-1418 (442 amino acids)
Molecular function (GO): protein binding
Source: RefSeq, a predicted model, not a curated record